AUGUCUUCGGAGCUGAAUGCGGAGAACGGGCCGCCAACCAGCGGUAGCGGCGCGGCCCAUGGUCCCAACUGGGGCUACAGCUGGGGGUGGAGCGCCACCCCAGGAGGCGGGUGGGGUUAUGGGUCUGGGUCUGGGAGAUCACCCGCUGGGUUUGGGAGGGGGUCUGGUUUUGGGUUUGGCUCUGGGUCUGGCUCUGGGGGUGGUGGAGGUCACGGUAGUGGCUAUGGGUCUGGUUAUGGAAAUUCCGGGGGCGGGGCUGGUUGGGGUGGAGGAGGAGGAGGGGGAGGAGGAGGGGGAGGAGGAGGAAACAACCAUGGCUGA
Messenger RNA from Prunus armeniaca (apricot), 321 nucleotides. The record is from the annotation of a GenBank genome assembly. NCBI's taxonomy places the organism in Eukaryota, Viridiplantae, Streptophyta, Magnoliopsida, Rosales, Rosaceae.